Messenger RNA from Mucor mucedo, 2084 nucleotides. Its product is annotated as SacI homology domain-containing protein. Lineage: Eukaryota; Fungi; Mucoromycota; Mucoromycetes; Mucorales; Mucoraceae. The transcript is spliced from 9 exons. Gene Ontology annotation, biological process: phosphatidylinositol dephosphorylation. The record is from RefSeq and is a predicted model, not a curated record. The coding region runs from base 22 to 2043 and encodes 673 amino acids. Gene Ontology annotation, molecular function: phosphatidylinositol-4-phosphate phosphatase activity. Gene Ontology annotation, cellular component: endoplasmic reticulum.
ACUUAUCCUUUUCUUUUAACCAUGCUUUACGAACAAUUAGGACUCCGUAUAACCAAUGAAGAAUACCACUUCACUCCUCUCUUAGAACCUGCGAAAGAAGGUCCCGUGUUAGAUAACGUCGAAACAUUAACUGUUUACCGAGAGUCAGGCCAACUACAACUUAAUGCACCACCUAUACAAAAUGCGCACAUUGAGAGCGAAUUAGUUGUAUAUGGCAUAUUGGGGUUCAUCCAACUUCAAGCCGGUGAAUACAUGAUUGUCAUUACAGGAUGCCAAAGAGUGGGCACACUUAUGCAAAAUUGUGAUAUUUUGCGCGCAACAAGUUUCCAAAUAUUGCCUAUCGCCCGUAACACAAACGGUCUUUCAAAUCAGCAAUUAGACGAUGAACAAGCUUACAUCCACCUUUUGCAAAGUCAUUUAAAACAAAAUGCAUUUUAUUUCUCUCAUAGGUACCAAAUAACUUUGUCAGUGCAAAGACAAGCAGAAAUGACCAGAGAUUCGAAUGAUUGGAGAGAGGCCGAUACACGAUUCUUUUGGAAUCGUUUCCUAUGUGAAAAAAUGAUUAUUGCUACAUGCGACUCUAGAACAAAUCAGGACUUCAGCUCUUUUAUUCUCCCGGUCAUUCAAGGAUUCGUAUCUGUGAACCCAGCAGUAAUAAACAACAGAGCAGUAACAUUUGCAUUGAUCAGUCGACGCAGUCAAGAACGUGCAGGUACUCGAUACUUUUCUCGUGGGCUUGAUGAAUACGGAUUUGCAUCCAAUUUUGUUGAAACAGAGCAGAUUAUUUUAUGUGAUCCACCCAAGUCUUUAGAGCAACACAAUUUGAUCCGUCUAUCCUAUGUGCAAACCCGUGGAAGUGUACCUGCCAUUUGGGGUCAGAUACCAAAUACACGUUAUACACCUAAACUUUGGUUGAAUGCAAAUUUGGCCGAUGAAAAGGUAAUCGGUCCUUCCAGGGCUCAUUUCGACCAACAAAUUAGGUUGUAUGGACCACAAAUACUGGUCAAUUUGGUCAACACAAAGGGUUAUGAAUAUCCAGUAGGUCAAUUAUACGCUGGAAUUGUAAAGGAAUUGAAUGAUCCAAAUUUGACAUAUAUUCACUUUGAUUUUCAUCACGAAUGCAGAAAAAUGAGAUGGAAUAGAGUACAAUUAUUAGUGGAUCAAUUAGAACCAGCAUUAAGAAAACAAGAAUAUUGCGUAUAUGAUGCCACUGAUCCUAGCGCUCCAAUUUUGCGUAAAACCCAGACAUCAAUGAUUCGCACAAACUGCAUGGAUUGUUUAGAUAGAACAAAUGUGGUUCAAAGUACAUUAAGCCGAUGGGUCUUGAACAGACAAUUACGGGAAGUAGGUGUGCUCCAAUCUACCGAAGUAAUUGAAAACGAUGAACAAUUCAUGCAAUUGUUCAGAAACAUGUGGGCAGAUAAUGCUGAUGCACUUAGUGUUCCUUAUUCUGGAACAGGAGCUCUCAAAACGGAUUUCACUAGGACUGGCAAACGUACUCGCACCGGUCUUAUCAACGAUUUUAAUAAUUCGGCCAUCCGAUACAUCAAGAAUAACUACUUGGAUGGUUCUAGACAAGAUGGUAUAGACUUAAUACUUGGCAAUUAUAAGGUUCCUUCCCACAUAGGAGAUAGUCCCUUUAAAGCUACGCCAUCAACAAUUGCCAUCAGAUUGGUUCCAUUACUGUUCCUGUUUUCACUUGUAGUAUUUAUGGUGAUAUUGUUCACGCCUGAUCUGUUUAACAUACAAUCAUCCCACAUUUAUAUAUCCUGUCUUGCUUUUGCAUUUGCAAUUGUGGUGACAUGCUGGUUAUAUAUCCAGCAAAAUGGAUCUGAUUUCGUGGAUUGGCCAAAGCUCUUACCGGCCGCCCAGCGACAUCGAGUAGAUGAGAAUACAGCAGACAAUGUUCACCAAAUAGACGUUAUUCAUCAAGCCACCGAAAUUGUUCAGAAAUGGACAAAUAGACGUGAUAGUACAGCAGUAUUAAAUGAAGCAGAACAAGGUUAUGAACUGCUGCCUACAACAUUAAAGAAAACGACAUAGACUCGCUGUUUAAAUUAUAAUAAAAGUUUGGCACACACUUA